Psilocybe cubensis is the source of this 1566-nucleotide messenger RNA. Its product is annotated as Amino-acid permease BAT1-like protein. Gene Ontology annotation, cellular component: membrane. The transcript has 12 exons. The record is from RefSeq and is a predicted model, not a curated record. NCBI's taxonomy places the organism in Eukaryota, Fungi, Basidiomycota, Agaricomycetes, Agaricales, Agrocybaceae. Gene Ontology annotation, biological process: transmembrane transport; amino acid transport. Bases 1 to 1566 code for a protein of 521 amino acids. Gene Ontology annotation, molecular function: transmembrane transporter activity.
AUGCAAGACUCUCUUCCAACGGCAGAGAUGAAGGUGGAGGAUGGGUUGCAUGAUGAAGAUGGCGAUGAAUCCAAUAAGCGUCUCCGGGAGCUAGGCUAUCGCGUCGAAUUCAGAAGGGAGAUGUCCUUCUUCGGCGUCCUAGGCAUGUCGUUCUGUGCCAUUGGAAUAUUGACGGGAAUGAGUAGCGCAUUUCAGACGGGCUUGUUUUCGGGCGGUCCCCUAGGACUCUUUUGGGGUUGGAAUAUAUGCUCAUUGUUCAUGUUAUUCAUAGCUUUGAGUUUGGCAGAAAUUUGCAGCGCAUAUCCAACCAUGGGAGGCUUAUAUUUUUGGGUUUGCAAAAUGAAACCUGACGCUCCUGCGCUUGGCUUCUGUACUGGAUGGAUAUAUACGAUUGCUAUGGUUCUCACAGGAACAUCUGGUAAUUUGAGUGUAGCAUUAUAUAUCGCGUCACUUGUAGAAAUAGGGCAACAGACUACACUUAAGCGCGUGGAGAUUGCCGCUAUUGCAUGGGGCGUCAAUGUUGCAUCCGGCGUCUUGAACACUGUCGGAACAAAGGCCAUAGGUCGGAUGAGUUCAUUUAAUAUGUGGUGGACAAUAGGUGGUACACUGGUGCUUGUCAUCACACUUCUUGUCAAAGCACCCGACAAGAACUCUGGUGCCUUUGUGUUCACGGAUUACGAAAACUUUACAGGAUGGCAAUCGAAGGGAUUUGUUGUUCUGCUCGGAUUCUUGCAGGCAGUAUAUACUUUGGAGGGCUGUGAAACAGCAGCACAAGUCGCUGAAGAAGCACGUCGUGCAGAGUUCCUCGCGCCUGUAGCCGUUGUCGGGAGCAUUGUUGGCUCAUGGGUGGUCGGACUGGCCUAUAUGAUCGCCCUUCUUUUCUCGGUGCAAAGUAUUGCAAGUGUACAGUCUACAUCCUACGCCAUCCCCAUCGCACAGCUGUAUUUUGAUGCCGUCGGACGACGACUGACACUGAUGUGCCUUACAGUUAUCACGUUAGCUCAGUUCAUGGCCGCUGCCACCGCAUUCACAGCGAGUUCCAGACUUUUUUAUGCGCUGGCCCGUGAUGAGGCGUUUCCGAUGAAGCGCCACUUCAUGUCUUUGAAUAGAUUUCAAGCGCCAUAUGUCGGGGUCUGGUUGUCUGUCUUGAUAGGAUGCCUUAUAUCUUGCGCUUACAUAGGCUCCAUUAUUGCGUUCAAUGCAAUUUUAUCGUCUGCAGCAAUAUCGGUCAUGCUUGGAUAUUUGCAACCUAUCAUUAUCAGGGUCUUUUGGCCAUCAGCAAUGAAGGAACGCGGUCCCUUUCACCUUGGACAAUGGUCGUGGUGGAUCAAUUUGGCUAGCUUUGCGUUCAUCGUCUUUAUUUGCAUUCUGUUCAUCCUGCCUACUGCCAGCCCUGUUACCCAAUUCAACAUGAACUACUCCGUAGUGUCAAUCGGGGGUAUCAUGCUGAUUGUUGGGUUCACCUGGGCGUUUUGGGGAAGAAAGCACUUCAAUGGGCCAGUUCACACGCACCCCGGUUUCGGGACACCGUCCAAUGUCGCCGUCUCGGACUCAAAGAGAGUGUAG